Messenger RNA from Lucilia cuprina (Australian sheep blowfly), 1492 nucleotides. RefSeq names its product small glutamine-rich tetratricopeptide repeat-containing protein beta (gene Sgt). The transcript has a single exon. Bases 163 to 1125 code for a protein of 320 amino acids. Gene Ontology annotation, cellular component: membrane; TRC complex. The record is from RefSeq and is a predicted model, not a curated record. NCBI's taxonomy places the organism in Eukaryota, Metazoa, Arthropoda, Insecta, Diptera, Calliphoridae. Gene Ontology annotation, molecular function: protein binding; molecular adaptor activity. Gene Ontology annotation, biological process: post-translational protein targeting to endoplasmic reticulum membrane.
AUUUGACACAAGCUGCCGACCGCAAAUAAAAAAAGAAGAAAAAAAGUGUCACAUUUUAGACUACUGACGAGGAAAGAAAAUAUUAAUUUUUAGCUUUUUAUAUAGAAAAAAAUAAUAAGUAUUUAUUAAAAUAUUUGAAAAGAAUACCUGAAAACUUUUACCAUGCCAGACGAAGUUCAACAAACCUUUGUACGUAGCUUUAUUGACUACUUGAAGAAGCAAAUCGAUGGUCAGGCCUUUACGCCAGAUGCACAAGAAAGUUGUGAAGUGGCCAUUCAAUGUCUGCAGGCAGCCUUCGAUCUGGGUGAUGAAGAGGCCGAAGAGCAAACACAAACGUCAGCCGGUGCUGAAGGUAAAGCCAAACAAGUUUCACUUUUUGAACUUUACGAAACGCAUUAUAUGGAAAAGAACCCGGAAAUAUUAAAAAUGGCUGAAACCAUUAAGAAUGAAGGCAAUCGUUUAAUGAAGGAUGGCAAAUAUAAUGAAGCAUUACUGCAAUAUAAUCGCGCCAUUACCUAUGAUCCAAAGAACCCAAUAUUCUAUUGUAAUCGUGCCGCAGCCUAUAUACGUUUGGGCGAUAAUGAGCGGGCUAUAAUUGAUUGCAAGUCAGCACUGGUGUAUAACCCCAAUUAUGGUAAGGCUUAUGGUCGUUUAGGUAUUGCCUAUUCUAAUUUGGGCAAAUAUGAAGAAGCCCAACAGGCCUAUGCUAAGGCCAUUGAACUCGAACCAGAAAAUCAAGAUUAUCACAACAAUUUGGAAGUGGCACGUAAUGCACGCAAUCAUGCACAGACCGGCAUGAUACCCCAACUAACCGAAGGUCUUAAUGCAAUGCUUACAAAUCCUGCCAUACGUAAUUUGUUCAGCACUGCUGACAUUGACUUAGAAUCCUUGCAGUCAAUGUCACAAAAUCCAGCGGUUAUGAAUGCGAUUGGUCAAAUGUUUGCCGGUAUGCAAGGAGGUGGUGGCGGUGCAGAUACCACUAUACCUCCCAUGCCCAAUGAUAUGUUGCAAUUGUUCCAGGGUUUUGCUCAGCAAUUGACUAAUGCCUCUGCAACUGGUAAUCAGGGCAACAAUAGCAAUCAACCACCCUCGAACACUGAUCAGAAACAACCUCCUUCCAAUUAAAGGUAACGAUAGAAAUUUACAUGUUGGAAUACAAUAAAGUGUAUGGGAAUGGACUUCAGACAUUUUAAGGAGAAAUUAAGUUAAUUUUUAUAUUGUAUCAUUGUAUUCACACCAAACUUUGUUUACACUUGAUCUUUCUAGUACAUACUAGUACAUACAUAUUAUUUUUCUUUUGAUAUAAUUUGGAACAUUAAAACUUUUAUAAUAGCGAGAGUGUUUUAGUAUUUACAAUAUUAUUCAAUCUAAUACCUAUUGUAGAAUUAUAUAUAUACUACAUUUAAAUAAAGAAAUACAAUAAAUAAGACAUGGCUUAUUAUGUGCGUGUUCACACCACAUGUUAAUGCUUUAAUUUAAAAUCCUAAUAAAA